GGAAACCCGGGGGUAAUCAACUUCCGUUCUCAAGCUGUACCUGGAAGACGGCAAAAGCGGGCUCACUGAGUGUGCAGCUAUCGUUUUUACCCGAGCUACACAAUUGGAUAUUGUAUAAAUUGGAAGUAUAAAGGCAAACCCGUGCAUUUGCUUCAUCAAGAUGUCGGACUUCGACGAAUUUGAGAGGCAACUUUCCGAAAACAAACAAGGCUUAACAGCGGAGCGCGACAAGGAGAACCGCCAUCAUCGCCGCUCCCCGUCCCGCAGUCGCAGCCGAGAGAGGAAGAGGAGGAGCAGAGACCGGGACAGACGCAGCAGGGACCGCCGGGACAGUAAAGAGCGCAGACCCAGGCGCAGCUCACCAGUCAACCAACCCCAAGAGAUUGCUGUAAGCCGCUCCCCACACCGGGAGAAGGAGAAGAAGAAGAACAAGGUGAAGAAGUACUGGGAUGUCCCGCCUCCCGGUUUUGAACACAUCACCCCCAUGCAGUAUAAAGCCAUGCAAGCUGCUGGCCAGAUCCCAGCCACAGCUCUCCUCCCGACCAUGACCCCAGACGGCCUAGCGGUCACCCCCACCCCCGUGCCCGUGGUGGGCAGCCAGAUGACACGGCAGGCCCGCAGGCUCUACGUGGGCAACAUCCCCUUUGGAAUCACAGAGGAGUCUAUGAUGGACUUCUUCAACGCUCAGAUGCGUUUGGGGGGGCUGACUCAGGCCCCCGGAAAUCCCGUCCUUGCAGUCCAGAUCAACCAGGACAAGAACUUCGCCUUCCUUGAGUUCCGCUCGGUGGAUGAGACAACCCAAGCCAUGGCUUUCGACGGCAUCAUCUUCCAGGGCCAGAGUCUCAAGAUCAGACGUCCCCACGACUACCAGCCCCUACCCGGCAUGAGCGAGAACCCCAGCGUCUACGUGCCAGGCGUUGUGUCAACGGUGGUGCCUGACUCGGCACACAAGCUCUUCAUCGGGGGCCUGCCCAACUACCUGAACGAUGACCAGGUGAAGGAGUUGCUGACAUCAUUCGGUCCUCUGAAGGCCUUCAACCUUGUGAAGGACAGCGCCACCGGCCUCUCUAAAGGAUACGCCUUCUGUGAAUACGUUGACGUCAACCUCAACGACCAGGCGAUUGCAGGGCUGAACGGAAUGCAGCUUGGAGACAAGAAGCUGCUGGUCCAGAGAGCCAGUGUUGGAUCCAAGGACGCCACCCUGACGAGUAUAAACCAGACCCCGGUAACGCUGCAGGUGCCGGGCCUGAUGAACAGCUCGGUGACCCAGAUGGGCGGCCUGCCCACCGAGGUGCUCUGUCUGAUGAACAUGGUGGCGCCGGAGGAGCUGCUGGAUGACGAGGAGUACGAGGAGAUCGUGGAGGACGUCAGGGAGGAGUGCAGCAAGUACGGCCAAGUCAAGAGCAUCGAGAUCCCUCGCCCGGUCGACGGCCUGGAGGUCCCUGGGACUGGCAAGAUCUUCGUGGAGUUCAUGUCCGUGUUCGACUCCCAGAAGGCCAUGCAGGGCCUGACCGGUCGGAAGUUUGCCAACAGGGUUGUGGUGACCAAAUACUGCGACCCAGACGCCUACCACCGCCGAGACUUCUGGUAGAAAUAGUCGGGAAAGAGAGGAUGGGGGGGGGGGGGG
This is a messenger RNA of Gadus chalcogrammus (walleye pollock), 1627 nucleotides long. RefSeq names its product U2 small nuclear RNA auxiliary factor 2a (gene u2af2a). The record is from RefSeq and is a predicted model, not a curated record. Gene Ontology annotation, cellular component: nuclear speck; commitment complex; U2-type prespliceosome. Gene Ontology annotation, molecular function: poly-pyrimidine tract binding; pre-mRNA 3'-splice site binding. Lineage: Eukaryota; Metazoa; Chordata; Actinopteri; Gadiformes; Gadidae. Gene Ontology annotation, biological process: mRNA processing. The transcript is spliced from 13 exons. Bases 161 to 1591 code for a protein of 476 amino acids.